Molecule: messenger RNA, 549 nt
Organism: Mangifera indica (mango)
Lineage: Eukaryota; Viridiplantae; Streptophyta; Magnoliopsida; Sapindales; Anacardiaceae
Product: 40S ribosomal protein S25-like
Exons: 4
Coding region: 126-452 (108 amino acids)
Cellular component (GO): cytosolic small ribosomal subunit
Molecular function (GO): structural constituent of ribosome
Source: RefSeq, a predicted model, not a curated record
UUAGUAAACGUAUGUUGAAACCCUAGCACGCCAAACCCUAUAUAUAGCGUGUCUCCUUUUUUAAGUUUUGUGCUGCCGCUCCUCUUUCCUCACUCUGGACUUCUCCAGCGACAACACCCAACUUAAUGGCGCCGAAGAAGGAUAAGGCCCCACCUCCAGCCUCAAAGCCUGCGAAGUCUGGUGGAGGGAAGCAGAAGAAGAAGAAAUGGAGCAAGGGAAAACAAAAGGAGAAGGUGAACAACACGGUUUUGUUUGACCAGGCAACAUAUGACAAGCUUCUUUCAGAGGUUCCCAAGUAUAAGCUUGUUACUCCUUCUAUCCUGUCUGACAGACUGAGGAUCAAUGGAUCACUGGCACGCCGUGCUAUCAAGGAUUUGAUGGCAAGAGGUUCUAUCCGGAUGAUUUCUGCGCAUACUAGCCAGCAGAUUUACACUAGAGCUACCAAUACGUAGAGGAAGAAACACCAUAUUUUUGCAAUGUCAAGGUAGAUAGGCUGUUUCCAAUUUUCAUGUUAAGAAACCUUAAUUCCAAGUACUUUUGCCCCCCUCA